CAAAGAAUCUGUGGUUUAAUAUGGUUUAAUUAUAGUGAAACUUGUUAAUGAAAUUUUAAAUUGAUUUGUUUUAUUGAAUUGUUGUUUUUAAAGUUAUAGUUUGUGUUCAAUUAAUUAAAAACCAUGCGCAAGUUAUUGAAGUUAGUGCAUUAAUGAGUCGGUUCAGAAGUCAAUUAUUCGUUUAAACUAAAUUAAGAGUGAUGUCUCUCCUAACAAUUCAACCAGUGCUACUUAAUUCCACAGACGAUUAUUUAUUGAAAAAAUUUAAUGAAACACAAUUAUCUUUCGAGUACAAUUUAGUUUGUUUGUCAUGUGCAUCACUUGGAAUUGUGGGCGCUAUAUAUCAGAUUUUACCAAGAAAUUAUACUCAAUUUAGAAGGUUUCAACUAUGUAGGAGUAGACAAAUUAUAAUAUGGUUAGCAGUAGCAGAUCUUAUGGCAGCUUUAGGUAUUUUUGCACGAUCAAUCGUAUAUCUCUUGCUGAGCAAGCAAAUAAAUAAUUUAGACAACAACUACUACAGUAUUUUAUUUUCUACAGUUUCAUCGAUCUGGGUCCAAUACUUCUACACCUCGACAUGGUUCUGGACGUUGGUGUACGCCCUGGAUGUCAGAAGAUCUUUGCGCAGUCAGCCACCAGCCGUCUUUCUUUCUCAUGUUUUCUGCUGGUUGCUGCCUGCAGUGCUGACCUGCUCGUCCAUGCUGACUCCGCACUACACUAAUUAUGAUUAUACUGUUCGGAACGCCACAACAUUUCUUGCAACUUAUUUUCCAAUAAUGUUGAUAAUGCUGCUAAAUCCUUUAUUAUAUUAUUUAUCAUCCAAGGAAGUAUUUAUAUUACUCGUGCUGACAAACGGACAGGUUACGAAUAAGGAGCGUCAUGCAAGUAACAGCGUUUCCUUAAAAUUUCUAAUAAUGAUAAUGUCAUUUUACGUUUGCUGGACGCCCAAUAUAUUUAAUGGCUUUCUCAUAUGGUUAGGUGAUUAUAUGGAGUUGCCUUACUUGAUAUAUCUCAUUAUUUGGUAUAUGAUGGCAGUUACCAACCCCUUGCAAGCCGCUAUAAAUGCUGUUGUUUAUAAGCAGAGGAGCGCCGAAGCCUCAUUGUCUUUUCCUUGCUGUGCUAGCAAAGCAGAUGAAGCUGUUGAAGAAGAUGAAAGUACUCCGUUGCUGGGAACUGCCAGUUCUAGAGAAGUUCCAUAUUGGAGUGUGAAUCAUAGCUGUUCUUAUUUGUGAUAUAUUUUUAAGGUAUUUUAUUAUGUUAAUGUUAUUAUAAUCGUUAUUUUUUAAAAUCUAUAUCUUUUUAUUCUCUUAUUUUAUUUCAUUAUUUUAUUGGCGAUAUUGGUAAAAUUUAUAAAUAUAAUAAAAAUAGUUUCUUUUGCAUUCUUUAAAAA
This is a messenger RNA of Ctenocephalides felis (cat flea), 1387 nucleotides long. Its product is annotated as G-protein coupled receptor 143-like. Gene Ontology annotation, cellular component: plasma membrane; melanosome membrane. Gene Ontology annotation, biological process: melanosome organization; regulation of calcium-mediated signaling; G protein-coupled receptor signaling pathway. Gene Ontology annotation, molecular function: L-tyrosine binding; L-DOPA receptor activity; L-DOPA binding. The record is from RefSeq and is a predicted model, not a curated record. Bases 201 to 1229 code for a protein of 342 amino acids. NCBI's taxonomy places the organism in Eukaryota, Metazoa, Arthropoda, Insecta, Siphonaptera, Pulicidae. The transcript is spliced from 9 exons.